This is a messenger RNA of Choloepus didactylus (southern two-toed sloth), 2121 nucleotides long. RefSeq names its product SBDS ribosome maturation factor (gene SBDS). The coding region runs from base 211 to 963 and encodes 250 amino acids. NCBI's taxonomy places the organism in Eukaryota, Metazoa, Chordata, Mammalia, Pilosa, Megalonychidae. The record is from RefSeq and is a predicted model, not a curated record. Gene Ontology annotation, biological process: cytosolic ribosome assembly; ribosome biogenesis. The transcript is spliced from 5 exons.
UACUGCGCUACCAUCAGACGCUUGCGCAGUAAGUCAGUCGGGUGCAUUGUGGCCGCCGCCCUGGCGGAGUUCAUAGGGGCGGCGCGCGCUCUGAGGUCGUUGUUACGCCGCGCUCCGCCGGGUCGUUGCGCCGCAGCGCCGGUGGCCUUCAGGCCAGGUCGGCGCGGGUCUGCUCAGCUUCGCUGGACCAGAGGUCUGUGAGCCGCCGCCAUGUCAAUCUUCACCCCCACCAACCAGAUCCGCCUAACCAAUGUGGCCGUGGUUCGGAUGAAGCGCGCCGGGAAGCGCUUCGAAAUCGCCUGCUACAAAAACAAGGUCGUCGGCUGGCGGAGCGGCGUGGAAAAAGACCUUGAUGAAGUUCUGCAGACCCACUCAGUGUUUGUAAAUGUUUCUAAAGGUCAAGUUGCAAAGAAGGAAGAUCUCAUCAGUGCGUUUGGAACAGAUGACCAAACUGAAAUCUGUAAGCAGAUUUUGACUAAAGGAGAGGUUCAAGUAUCAGAUAAAGAACGGCACACGCAGCUGGAGCAGAUGUUUAGGGACAUUGCAACAAUCGUAGCAGACAAAUGUGUGAAUCCUGAAACAAAGAGACCAUACACUGUUAUCCUUAUUGAGAGAGCCAUGAAGGAUAUCCACUAUUCAGUCAAACCCAACAAAAGUACAAAACAGCAGGCUUUGGAAGUGAUAAAACAGUUAAAAGAGAAAAUGAAGAUAGAACGUGCUCACAUGAGACUUCGAUUCAUUCUUCCAGUGAAUGAAGGGAAGAAGCUGAAAGAAAAGCUCAAGCCAUUGAUCAAGGUUAUAGAAAGUGAAGACUACAGUCAACAGUUAGAAAUUGUAUGUCUGAUUGACCCAGGCUGCUUCAGAGAAAUUGAUGAGCUAAUUAAAAAGGAGACAAAAGGCAAAGGUUCCUUGGAAGUACUCAAUUUGAAAGAUGUGGAGGAAGGAGAUGAGAAAUUUGAAUGACAUUCAUCAGUGUCUUCAGCUAUAAAGCACAAAAGUGUUUUCAUUUCCCAUGGUACUGUUUCCUUUCUGUGGCCCGCCAAAUACUUGUUCAAACUGUUUGACAUUUUCCAUCUCUGGGUUAAACAUCUACACAAGAAGACUUUCCUACAUCAGUUUAAUAAUGUGGGAUUAAUUUAGUUUUAAUUAUAAAUUGGGGUGUUAGGGUAAAAUGAAAAAUCCAAGAUACGUAAUCCAGACUGACAUUCUGCUGUUUCAUAACCUUUAUUUGAGGCAACUCUUGUGGAUGUAUAAAGUCAACAGGUUUGCACAUUACAGUAAGUAAUAUUUGGGGGAUAUGUCUGUGUGACAAGGGAGCAUUUGCUGGGAGAAAAAGCAUAAUGUAUUAUUUCUGCUCAAUGAAAUGUGUAUAUAGGGUUAACUGUAUUGUAGCCUAAUAUAAAAGUUUGAAUGAAGACUUCCUGAUUAUCUGAAAAAUAGAUAUAUGGUAACAGUACAGGACUUAAAUAAUUUUCAUUGAACAUGCUGCCAUGACUUAGAUUAUUCUUGGUAAAAAUAAAGUCAUUCUAAUUCUUAAAAUUUAUAAUAUAUAUUAAAAUAGCUAAAACUAUAUGUAAUAAAUAAAACCACUCUUAUUUUUGUUCAACUAUGGCUUGUGUGUCUAGACAGCUUCCUAAUAACUCCCUUUCUUUUCUCUGUCUUUUGUCUAAUAGGGUUGGGAAGUUGUUAGGAGGAAUAAAUAAAUCAGCAGUAUGCAGAUUGUUUAGUACAGGGCCUGUUCUGAGAUAAACGCCUGAUAAAUCUUAGCUAAUAUUAUUUGGGAUUUAAUUGAAUAUAACUUUUUAGCAUUUGAACACUAAUAUGGACAAGAUGCAAGUUUUUAAAAAUCUUCUUAUCCUCAAAAGAGAUAUAUUCUAGAAGGUAAAUUAUGGUUUCACUCAAAAUAAAUGGACAGAAGUAUUUUGUGGUCAGAAAUUUUUAUUUUAACUGAAAACAAAUAGUUCUUGGCUUGAAGAGGUCCUGACUGGGUUUAAGGCAAGGGCAGCAUGAGAACUCUCACCCACCCGAUUCCUUUUUAAAGUCCUCUGAACUCUCUUUUGUGCAUCAUGCUUCUUAAACACCCAGAAUUUACUGCUAAUAAAAGUUCUUGGAAAUGUCCCA